Molecule: messenger RNA, 1167 nt
Organism: Porites lobata
Lineage: Eukaryota; Metazoa; Cnidaria; Anthozoa; Scleractinia; Poritidae
Source: the annotation of a GenBank genome assembly
AUGGAUCAGGGAGAAGAAUCUUCCGAGGUUUAUAGACUCGGUUCUGCCUUGUUUAACCUUGCUCAUUAUGAGCACAUUGUUCAGGUGGUAAGUACACCAAAUAGAAGAUUGUUUUAUUACUUGUUCAGCUCAAUUUUAUCAGAUAUUUUUUAAUAUAUACUGCUGUUGAUCCCCGCAGUUUGUUAGAGGUUGUUAAAUGACGUCGUUAACAGAUGCAAUAAAAAAGGACUGCCGGUGAUAGAUAAUGCUAUUUAUUACCUCUUAACCGUAUUAUCAACCUCAUCCAUAUUGUUUUCCUUGUAUUUAAUAUUUCAAAUAAAUUAUUGCUUGAGUGAUUAUCCUUUUUCAGAAUGAAGAUCGUUUUUCCCACAAAGACAAUGCCCUGCAAUGGGCGGCUUGUGUGAGCCUCUCUGUACAUGAGACUGGUCGUCUACAUGAUGCUUCAGUCCACAAAAUUGUGGCUGAAAUUGUCAAGCGUCAAUUCAUAUCCGCGCUAACCAAUUUCACCGAUAUCGGUAUGAAUUGCUACAUCCUUUGUUAAUUCUCUAUUCUUUGUGUUUUUUACCUGUUCGUUUACAGUUAAUCCCAGUCAAUUCAGUCCUGCUUGGAGGCGUCGAAUUCUUCGCUGUUUUUGACAAUGGUAGUUGCCCUUAAGCUGGCGUUUUCAGUGGUUUUACUCCCCUUAAUGUGAACUAGUUUUUUUCGAAUUCCCAAAAAUUCAAGGUAAUUUAGGUUUCGUUUGGGCUUAGCCAACCAUAUUGCUCGGCUUACGAGUUGCAUCGUCGGACAUUUCUGGAAGUCACAAAGUAGACCCAAAAUAGUAAUAUUAAACAGUAAUAGUUUCCUUUAGAGACGUAUGACAGGAAAAUCAGCUCUAAUUAGAGCCCAAACAUAAUUAUGUCCGAGAACAUAAACUCUAUUAUCAUUAUUAUUCCUUUGGAGGGCGUUGAGAAAAUAAAGAGUUCAAAAACAAUGACUGCUACAAUGCGUAAAGAUAUAGUAGUAGGUAUUUUACAGGUCUCCUUUGCCGCUGGUUUUUUAAAAGUGCCAAUUCAACAACAUUGCACUCUUCAGGGAGCAGUAUUUUACAAUACCCUGGAGAAUCCUCCACGCUGUUUCCAGAAAGAAGCAAACCAAUACUACAAUAAACCCUUCCAUAUUAUUUAG